Molecule: messenger RNA, 3954 nt
Organism: Closterium sp. Naga37s-1
Lineage: Eukaryota; Viridiplantae; Streptophyta; Zygnematophyceae; Desmidiales; Closteriaceae
Source: the annotation of a GenBank genome assembly
AUGAUCCAGACGGGCUCGUCCGCGGCAGCCGCGGAGUCCACGCGCGCAAGAGCUCCGCGGGAGUUCUUCUGCCCGCUGUCGGGGCGCGUCAUGCUGGACCCGGUCAUCGUCGCGUCGGGCUGCACCUACGAGCGCGCGCACAUCCUGCAGUGGCUGCGCGCGCCGGGUCCGCAGGCGGCAACCUGCCCCGCGACCGGCGCAGCGCUGCCCCACGCGCAGAUCGUGCCGAACAUAGCGCUAAAAGAGCUCAUCACCUCGUGGCUGGCGUCGCACGCCGCCAGCGGUAACACAACGAUUACUACUAGCAGCGCCACCGUUGCGCUAGUGACUAGCGCCUCGGGUCGCAGCAGCAGUUUCAGCAUCAGCGUCAGUCGCGGCGGGAACAGUCACGGCGCCGGCCAUGGCGCGAACAGCCCCGGCGGCCGGCGCGGCGUGAGCUUUCAAUCACCUCCCGCCUCUCUGGAAAAGUCCUUCACUGUUUCCUCUCCCCGCCGCUGCCCGUCUCCGUCGCUCCCCGAUUCACCCACCAGCUCCGCCGCUUCCCCCUCUCCAUCCCCCUCCUCCGCCUUCUCCCCCACAAUCCGCCCCGCGGGGGAUGCAGCGCCCACGCGCACCCCUUUUCCGCCUCUUCCUUUCCCGUCAAGGGCAAGCCGUGGGGGCAGCAGCGGCGGCGAGAGCAAAGGGAGUGCGUGCUUGCAGCAAUCAGCUGAGGACGCUGUGUCUCCUCAAGGUCCGCUGUCGCUGCUGCACGAAAGGAAGCACGAGGAAACCCAGAAGCAGCAACAACCACAGCUAUCGCAACAGCAGCAGGCGAAGAUGAGCAAUCAAAUCACCAGCUCUGAGGCAGCCACAAGCCAAGCCCCCACCGAGGGCGUUCCGGAGGACAAGGGCUCGUGCCAGUCCAAGCCUGCAGCUCGUGCUGCCGUUGUCAGCGCUCGUGGCACACCCGCUGUGCCUGCAGGCGGGCCUCGAGGCGGGCAGACAUCAAAGCAGGCGAGCACAACCGCACGCCAACCUCUGCGUCUUGCUGCUGCCGCUACUAACCAGCUCCAACCGGUGCGAUCAGAAGGCUGCCUGCCCUCCACGCAUCCUUCGAUAUCCGGCGUGCCAUGUGAAGGGGCGAGAGGGAGAGUACUUGCCGCAGCUCCUGCUGCCACCCGUGCUGCUGCUGCUACUCGUGGCCGCGCUGGCGGGCGGGGAGCGGGGCGUGGGCGUGGCAUGGGCAGUGGCGGCGGGUGCAAGUCCCACGUGCAGCUGUCGCUGCAGGUUGGAGCUCCCUCUCCGGGCGUGUGGAGCAUAGCAGGGGCAUCGCCUGGUGCUGACGGCGCUGCAAGCAGAGCCGGGAGUGGUGCUAACAUGGCAGCUCAGGCGGAUGCAGCAGCAAGUGCAGGCAGCAGCAGCAGCACCCCGCGCGCACAAGGACAAGCUGCUGCAAAAGCAGGAGAGGAGGAGAAAGGUGGCCCAAGGGAGGAGGAAGUGAGCGGGAAGAACGCAGAGGGUGGAUCGAAGGCUCCUCCAAAGGUGGAUGACUCGCAGGGGGUUUGCGUGACAGGUAGUAGUCAGAUGGUAGCUGCUGUGGAGAAGGCACCAGGGCAGGUGACUACGAGGCAGAUGGGAGGCCAGGCUGCUGUGCAGCCCGCAGCGUUACGGGCAGACAACAAGCAGCCGGCAGGGCAGCCGAACGGAUCGAAACAGCCCAAACAGUCGCAGCUACGUAAGGUAAUGCUAUCCAGCGGUUCACUUCAGCAGCAACAGCAGCCGCCGCCACCACUUGCCAGGCCUUCCUUUCUCCCGCCUCCACUCACCUGCCCCUCCCUCCCAUCCUCUGCCCCUCGCCCACCGCCGCUACACACUCGGUCUACCAGCAUCAGCACCCCGAUGAGCAUUCGCCCUCCUCUCUCUAAGGACCCUCUCUCUCCUUCUAUCAAAUACUCUCACUCCCUAUCCCUGUCCCUUUCCCCACCCGACAAGAAGCUUUCGCACUACCAGGCAGCGAACGAGAGCAGUUUUGGUGGCAGAGGCAGGGGAGUGCGCCCGCUGGUGCUGGGUAAAGCCGGCCUCACUGCUAAUGGCAAUCUGCAGAGUGGGAAGGGAGGAGGAGGAGGGGUGAACGAGGAGGUGGUGGUGGUGGAUUCUGAGCCGAUGCAGCAGGGGAAAAGGGCCGCCGUGAACACGGGACGAGGCGAUCAGGGAAGGGGUGUUGGUGGUGCAGCGUUUGUUGGCAGUGCUACGAACUUGGCCAGAGGAUCAUCAACAGCAGCAGCAACAGCAACCGGAAACGGAGCGGGGAGAUUGCUAUCAGCCAGUACGAAAGUGACUCCAUCCCACUGCACCCCGCACAUGCUCAGCCGCAGCCUUUCUGCCCCUCUAUCCGCCCUGCGUGCCAUGCCCCCCAACGUCCCUCACCUGCACCCCUCCUGCCUGCCUCCAUCCACGUCCUCCGACUAUCUCCAGAACCAGCAGCACCACACUCACACCUACCGCAACAACCAGCACUCCAACCCACAGCAGCAGCAGCAGCACCGGCGCUCCCCGUCUCAAGUCAUCGUGACGUCCACGUCGCCUGGUGCCAGGCCGCUCAGGCCGGGCGCACCCAGCCCCCGCAGCAACAUCCAGGCGAGCAAGGCAGGGCGGGUAAGAGCGGGUGAGGGCGCGGGCAGCGUCAUGGAGCAGGGUGUGCUGAGUGUGCAGUGCAGGGCUGUGAGUGGGGGCGCGGGAGGAGGUGGGAGCGGGAUCGGCGACCGGGACGGGGGCGAGGGGGGUUCAGUAGAGAGGCCCAAGGGUGGAGGAGGAGGAGGAUCCCAGGCGAGGAUGCUGCGGUCUUCACGCUCCUCCAACGCCCUGCUGCCGUCCCCCACUCCCGCGUCUCUCCUGCACAAGCGCUGCAGCCUGCCCGCCAGGAGCAACUCACUGGUGAAGCCUCUCCCCGGACUGCUGGAGGGAGUGGGUGCUGUGAGGAAGGGCACUGGAGCAGGGAGGAAGGAGGGGGGAAAUGGUGGUGGUGCUGGCGGUGGUGAUGAUGGUGGAGUUGGUUUGGAAGGUGGUGGUGCUGAUCGUAGCAGCGGCGGCGGCGGCAGCUGUGGAAAGGUGAAGCUAGGGGAGAAAGGUGAACUGGAGGCAGAGGGGGAGGGUGAAGGGGAGGAUACUGUGGGUGAGGAGAGGUUGGUGCAUGAUGGUGCACAGCAGCUGGUGGAUUUGCUUUUGGGUGAAUCCACAACCAUGGAAAUAAAGGCUGCUGCUGUCAAGGCCCUGCUGCUGCUCGUCAUGGAGCAUCGCAAUGGCGGGUAUGCAGCGUGGGAGUGUGGAGCCGUGCCCGCCCUGCUGUCACUGGCCAGGGGACACAGGGAGGCACUCAGGAAGCCGCACCCUCGCACAGUACAGAAUAUUUAUGAGAUGGCGGUUGAUGCGAGUGGAGAUGUGGGUGCUGAGGCGGGAGCAGCUGCCGAAAUGGCAGCAGAUAUUGCUCGCAUCCUGACAUACCUGGUGGGAGAUGCACCGUCGUGUGUUGAGGAUACGAUAUUGCAUGGGGUGACAGAGGCAGGCAUAGGUAUGCUUGGGAGCAGAGUGCAGGGUAUGGAUGCACAUGCAAUGGGCCUGUUGAAUUGCCUUUCACGCUGGCCACAUGGGCGAAAGGCGAUCGCUGACGUGGCAGGGAGUGCAGCAGCACUGUUGGAGGUGGUGGAGGGACCGUGUGUGCGGGCGAGAGGAGCAGCUGUGAAGGUGAUGAGGGAUCUUGUGGUCGGGGGAUUCUUGUCUGCUGUUGCUCUGGUUGGCGAGGGUGCAUUGCCACCACUAGCAAGGAUUACCCUUAGCGUGGGAGAGGGCCAUUCUGAUGAGGUGAUCAAGAAAGGGGUUGACGAGAGGGAGCUGGUAAAAAAUGCACGAGCCUUGCUUUUCCUGUUGAAGGAAUCUGUCUGGCAAGGUGAAAUUGAUGCAAAAGACGACUCGUUCUAA